AUGGCCUCCUCAUCGAAGCCUCCCACCCCGUUACUAUACGCCUGCAUCGCGCAUAGAUCGACUAUCCUCGCCGAACACUCAUCUCCAGGCACCUCCUCCACCUCAGCCUCCUCACUUGCCUCCAUAAUCCUGCCGAAAAUCUCCCACCAAGCCCCGCAGAAACUAACAUACACCCACGAUCGCCUCUUUGUCCACUACAUCGCCGACUCCCCCUCUGCGACCUCCCAAAAUGGCGAGCUCACCUCCCACGCUCCGCUCACUUACCUAGUCGUCGCCACCGUAGAGAUAGGUCGCCGCAUCCCCUUCGCAUUCCUGUUGGAGAUCAAAAGAAAAUUCCUCGCAGCCUACAACCCACACAGCACCGACUUCGCCGCAUUAUCCGCCUACGGCUGCGCAGCGUUUAACACGGAUCUCCGUGCCCUGCUGCAAACCUACAAUACAGCGCCACCAGCCGACUCCCUAGCGUCAGCGCGCAAGGAAAUCGAUAGCGUGCGCGAUAUUAUGACGGAGAAUAUCGAGCGGGUGUUGGAACGCGGGGAGCGGAUUGAUUUGUUAGUUGACAAGACGGAUCGACUGGGUACUACCGCGCGGGAUUUCCGUGUGCGGAGCCGUGGGCUGAGACGGCAGAUGUGGUGGAAGAAUGUGAAGGUGAUGGUCCUGCUGGCCGUUGUGGUUGUGUUCCUUAUAUAUCUGUUUGUUGGGAUGGCGUGUGGUUUGCCGGCGUGGGGGAAAUGUGUUGGCCAUUAG
This is a messenger RNA of Paracoccidioides lutzii Pb01, 747 nucleotides long. Its product is annotated as vesicle-associated membrane protein. Gene Ontology annotation, cellular component: membrane. The coding region runs from base 1 to 747 and encodes 248 amino acids. Gene Ontology annotation, biological process: vesicle-mediated transport. The transcript has 2 exons. The record is from RefSeq and is a predicted model, not a curated record.